GGAGGUGCCGCCAGAUGGCAGUGUAGAGAGAAGGCGAAAAGCGGCGUGUUCGGAGCCUCUCUUAACAGACAGAAGCGCCGGCGAGUAGCGGAAGUGGAGGCGGGCACGUGGGGCGAGCUACGGUGGCCGAAAAAAUGCCGGGGAUGUGUUAGCAACCAGUCAAGAAUUAGUCCCGGGCGGGUGCUGUGAGCAUCGUAUUUCUAAUCUAGCUCAGCGAGUCUCGAGGAGGGAGCCCCGGCAGCCGUCACCAUGGUGAAGGAGCAGUUCCGGGAGACGGAUGUGGCCAAGAAAAUAAGCCACAUCUGUUUUGGAAUGAAGUCAGCUGAGGAGAUGCGCCAGCAGGCUCACAUCCAGGUUGUGAGUAAGAACCUGUAUAGCCAGGACAACAACCAUGCCCCACUGCUAUAUGGGGUGCUUGACCACAGGAUGGGUACGAGUGAGAAGGACCGUCCUUGUGAAACCUGUGGGAAGAACUUGGCUGACUGUCUGGGCCACUAUGGGUACAUUGACUUGGAAUUGCCAUGUUUUCAUGUGGGGUACUUCCGAGCAGUCAUAGGUAUCUUACAGAUGAUCUGUAAAACCUGCUGCCACAUCAUGCUGUCCCAGGAGGAGAAGAAGCAGUUUCUGGAUUAUCUAAAGAGGCCCGGCCUGACUUACCUCCAGAAGCGAGGGCUGAAGAAGAAAAUCUCUGAUAAAUGCCGGAAGAAGAACACGUGCCAUCAUUGUGGCGCCUUUAAUGGUACUGUAAAGAAAUGUGGGUUACUGAAGAUAAUCCAUGAGAAAUACAAGACCAACAAGAAAGUGGUGGAUCCUAUCGUGUCAAAUUUCCUUCAGUCCUUCGAAACCGCCAUCGAGCAUAACAAAGAAGUAGAGCCUCUACUGGGGAGGGCACAGGAAAACUUGAAUCCCUUAGUAGUUCUGAAUUUAUUUAAACGAAUCCCAGCUGAAGAUGUCCCUCUACUUCUGAUGAAUCCAGAAGCUGGAAAGCCCUCCGAUUUGAUUCUCACACGACUUUUAGUGCCUCCUCUGUGUAUUAGACCCUCUGUCGUGAGCGAUUUGAAGUCUGGCACCAACGAAGAUGAUCUGACGAUGAAAUUGACAGAAAUCAUUUUCCUAAAUGAUGUCAUUAAAAAGCAUCGGAUAUCAGGAGCUAAGACCCAGAUGAUCAUGGAAGACUGGGAUUUCCUGCAGCUGCAGUGCGCCCUCUACAUUAACAGUGAGCUCUCAGGCAUUCCCCUCAACAUGGCGCCCAAGAAAUGGACCAGAGGGUUCGUCCAGCGCCUGAAGGGAAAACAGGGUCGAUUUAGAGGCAAUCUCUCAGGAAAAAGAGUGGAUUUUUCUGGCAGAACAGUCAUCUCACCUGACCCCAACCUCCGAAUUGAUGAGGUAGCUGUGCCAGUUCACGUGGCCAAAAUUCUAACUUUCCCUGAGAAGGUGAACAAGGCAAACAUCAACUUUUUGAGGAAGCUGGUUCGAAAUGGCCCUGAAGUUCACCCAGGAGCCAAUUUCAUUCAGCAGAGACACAUGCAAAUGAAAAGGUUUUUGAAAUACGGAAACAGAGAAAAGAUGGCUCAGGAGCUCAAGUAUGGGGACAUUGUGGAGAGACACCUCAUAGAUGGAGACGUGGUUCUGUUCAAUCGGCAGCCUUCGCUGCACAAAUUGAGCAUUAUGGCGCAUCUGGCCAGGGUCAAACCCCACCGCACCUUCAGAUUUAAUGAGUGUGUCUGUACACCCUACAACGCGGAUUUUGAUGGUGAUGAAAUGAACCUUCAUCUUCCUCAAACAGAAGAAGCUAAAGCAGAAGCCCUUGUUCUCAUGGGGACUAAAGCAAAUCUUGUAACCCCAAGGAAUGGAGAACCACUAAUUGCUGCUAUUCAGGAUUUUCUGACAGGUGCCUAUCUCCUCACUCUUAAGGACACUUUCUUUGACCGAGCCAAGGCUUGCCAGAUCAUUGCUUCAAUACUGGUGGGCAAGGAUGAGAAAAUUAAAGUUCGCCUCCCACCCCCUACAAUACUAAAGCCCGUCACCCUGUGGACGGGGAAGCAGAUCUUCAGCGUCAUCCUCAGACCCAGCGAUGACAAUCCAGUGAGGGCCAACCUCCGAACCAAGGGCAAGCAGUACUGUGGCAAAGGAGAAGACCUCUGCGUCAAUGAUUCCUACGUCACUAUCCAGAACAGCGAGCUGAUGACUGGCAGCAUGGACAAAGGAACGCUGGGAUCAGGAUCCAAGAACAAUAUUUUUUACAUUCUGCUGCGAGACUGGGGGCAGAACGAAGCUGCCGAUGCGAUGUCACGGCUCGCCAGGCUGGCCCCCGUCUACCUGUCUAACCGUGGAUUCUCAAUUGGGAUUGGUGAUGUCACACCUGGCCAAGGCCUGCUGAAGGCCAAGUAUGAGUUGCUGAAUGCUGGCUACAAAAAAUGUGAUGAGUACAUUGAAGCCCUGAACACAGGCAAGCUGCAGCAGCAGCCUGGCUGCACUGCUGAGGAGACCCUGGAGGCUUUGAUCCUGAAGGAGCUGUCUGUGAUCCGCGACCACGCGGGCAGCGCCUGCCUCCGGGAGCUGGAUAAGAGCAACAGCCCCCUCACCAUGGCUCUGUGCGGCUCUAAAGGUUCCUUCAUUAACAUAUCACAGAUGAUUGCCUGUGUGGGACAGCAAGCCAUCAGUGGCUCUCGAGUGCCAGAUGGCUUUGAAAACAGGUCCUUGCCUCACUUUGAAAAACACUCAAAGCUCCCAGCUGCCAAAGGCUUUGUGGCUAACAGCUUUUAUUCAGGUUUGACACCAACCGAGUUUUUCUUCCACACGAUGGCUGGCCGGGAAGGUCUGGUUGACACAGCCGUGAAGACAGCUGAAACAGGAUACAUGCAGAGGAGACUCGUAAAGUCCCUUGAAGAUCUUUGCUCACAGUACGAUCUGACAGUGCGAAGCUCUACGGGCGAUAUCAUCCAGUUCAUUUACGGGGGAGAUGGCUUAGAUCCUGCAGCCAUGGAGGGAAAGGAUGAACCCUUGGAGUUUAAAAGAGUUCUGGACAACAUCAAAGCCGUCUUCCCGUGCCAGAGCGAGCCUGCUCUCAGUAAGAAUGAGCUGCUCCUGACCGCUGAGUCCAUCACGAAGAAGAAUGAGUUUCUCUGCUGCCAGGACAGCUUCCUGCAGGAGAUAAAAAAAUUCGUUAAGGAGGUUUCUGAGAAGAUCAAGAAAACCCGAGAUAAAUAUGGCAUCAACGAUAACGGCACAACAGAGCCCCGGGUGCUGUACCAGUUGGACCGGAUCACCCCCACCCAAAUAGAAAAGUUUCUGGAGACGUGUAGGGACAAGUACAUGAGGGCACAGAUGGAGCCAGGUUCUGCCGUGGGCGCACUCUGUGCCCAGAGCAUUGGCGAGCCGGGCACCCAGAUGACCCUGAAGACUUUCCACUUCGCGGGCGUGGCCUCCAUGAACAUCACCCUGGGUGUGCCCCGCAUCAAAGAGAUCAUCAACGCUUCCAAGGCCAUCAGCACUCCAAUCAUCACAGCACAGCUGGACAAGGACGACGAUGCAGAUUACGCUCGCCUCGUGAAAGGGAGAAUUGAGAAAACCCUCUUGGGAGAGAUUUCAGAGUAUAUUGAAGAAGUGUUUCUUCCUGACGAUUGCUUUAUUCUCGUCAAGCUCUCCCUGGAACGGAUCAGACUUCUGAGGCUGGAAGUGAACGCUGAGACGGUGAGGUAUUCCAUCUGCAUGUCCAAGCUCCGCGUGAAGCCUGGCGACGUGGCCGUGCAUGGUGAGGCUGUGGUGUGUGUCACCCCCCGAGAGAACAGCAAGAGCUCCAUGUACUACGUGCUGCAGUUUCUGAAAGAGGAUCUCCCCAAGGUGGUGGUGCAGGGCAUCCCGGAGGUGUCCCGAGCUGUCAUCCACAUCGACGAGCAGAGCGGAAAGGAGAAGUACAAGCUCCUGGUGGAGGGUGAUAACCUGCGGGCAGUCAUGGCCACCCACGGUGUGAAGGGCACCCGAACUACCUCUAACAACACAUAUGAGGUGGAGAAAACCCUGGGCAUCGAAGCUGCCCGGACGACUAUCAUCAACGAAAUCCAGUACACGAUGGUCAACCAUGGCAUGAGCAUCGACCGGCGGCAUGUGAUGCUGCUCUCCGACCUCAUGACCUACAAGGGUGAAGUCCUGGGCAUCACUAGGUUUGGCCUGGCCAAGAUGAAGGAGAGCGUGCUGAUGCUGGCCUCCUUUGAGAAGACAGCCGACCACCUCUUUGACGCCGCCUACUUCGGGCAGAAGGACUCCGUGUGUGGGGUGUCUGAAUGCAUCAUCAUGGGGAUCCCCAUGAACAUUGGCACCGGGCUCUUCAAGCUGCUCCACAAGGCUGACAGGGACCCAAGCCCUCCCAGGAGGCCCCUGAUCUUCGACACAAACGAAUUCCACAUCCCCCUUGUCACAUAGUCCAGGGAAGAGGGGAUCGUUCCUGACCUCGGCUCCUUGUCGUCUGGGAAGGGGCUGGAGGCCAGCAGCUGACUCGUGAGCUUUGUGCUCCCCAGGACCGAGGCCCUGCCAUCCCCACCGUGCUGGCAGUCAGAGAAGCCCCGGCAUCCUAGGAGCAACUCACCCAGUGACCCAGACCACAGCACAGUGCUUGCUGGGGAGAACCGGGAUUUGUCUGUUUGUUUGAAACCUAAUUAAUCUAGGGACAGCUCAGCACCUCCUGCCCACUCCACCUCCCUGGACUUGAGGAUCCCCCAGCCCAGAAUCUUUGCUCGUUCCCACCUCACCUGUCCCUCUGUCCACUCAGAGAGGUGUCCCACCCCGACCGGGAGCCAGGUCUAAGCCCCAGGGCCAGGGCACAUUCUCAGUUCUUCCGUUCCCCAGUCAUGCUGCAAUCUCCAAGUGUGACAUACUAAUGUAAAUAUUGUUACUAUUAUUUAUUUGUCCACUUUGAAGAAUUUGGAAUUUUUAUUGUUAUUUUGGUUUUCCUUUUGAAACCAAGAAGCUAUAGAAACCAAGAAAGCCAGCUUUGAAGCAUCACUGGAAAAACUGGUUAAGCAAAUGGGACUGUGUAGGAUUUGUAACUGAGCUGAAACUGUCAUGAGGCCACGCUGCUCUGAAACAUCUUUUGCAGACCUCCCAGCUACCCUCUUUUUGUCUACUUCCGACCCCCAUAGUUGGGGCUCAACCUCAUGACGAGAGGCAAACCCAUCCUUCAUGGCCUGGAGACGCCUCGCUGGAGUGCGGGGCCUGCUGAGGUAGGCGCUGUCGUGUACACAGAGAUGAAGAGUGAGGCUGGUCCAGACCCACACACCACCUGGGCAGCAUCCACACCCUCCUGCGGAAACUGCAUGUGUGCCCUGCCACCUGCGGCCGAAGAGCACGCAGCUCAGUUGCAGAGCUGGGGGCCUAGAAAGUGUCCCAGGGGAGUGGCGGGAGCGGGUCCUCCCAGAGGGUGCAAGCAGACACCAGCUCUCGGGGCUGAAAUGGUCACCCAGACAGGAAGGGCGAAGGCCUGCACAGGGGUGGGUGCAAGCUAGGGUUGGGGACGCAGCCCAGGUGGCACAGCAGGCUCCUCAAAGAGGAGAUCUGUGACAAUAGAAAGCACAUGUCGGGCUAUGAGGAGAGAACCAACAGGGCAUCCUGGGAAAACCUAUGUUUAACUGCCUGCUUGGGCUUCUGCCAGUGACUGCACUAUCACGGGUGGGUUUUUCAAGGCUUAUGAGGGGGUUUUGUGCAACAUAGGAAAGAAAUGUGUGUAGCUUGUCUUCAGAGAGCACAGGGUUUUGCUUCUUCUGGAGACGGUGGUUCUUUGUGCUGAAUUUGCUCUUGGGGAUUGGCCCAGGGCCACGGAGAAGGAACUGCGGCAGCUGCAGAUCUACUCCCUCCGGAGAACGCUCCAUGGAUCCUGUCCUCCUUCCUUCCCUGCCCAGAGCCAAGUUUUAUCGCUCUGGCUCUUCCUUCCCUCCCAUGAGGCCUUGGAAAACCAAGGCUGCUUGGUUGGAAGUGAGACAAUAGUGAAAAGUGGGGCUUUGACCCUGCUUUCUGGCUCCGUGCACUUGAGAAGGAAGGUCUGCUUCUGAAAUGACAGCCUGUUCAUCUCCGUGUAUCAAGCCACUGGAAGAAACAACAGCACAAACCAAAGAGAUGGGCAUCUGUUGAGCAAGAAGAUGGUUUGGAUGAUUAAAGAGAUGGAUGUGGUAAAAGAAAAAGUAGGGGAGAGUCGAAGAAUUCAAGCAGUGUAAUGUACCUACCUUCUUUGGUCAUUCCCUAGUCGACUCCCCAGGUUCUGAGUUAAUGCCACUGAGGCACUUAGCGUAACCCUUGGUUCUUGGGUCUGUGUUUGGGAUGAGUGCUUUCCCUCCCAUACUGACGUGAUUUUGAGUUAGGAAUUCCUGACCUGAGUGACUUUUCGGCAAUGCUCAGGCUUAAAUUCUGUUAAAAUUAGUUUGAUCCCCACGCCCAUGAGGUUAACCUACAGACUUCUCUUAGGGUGCCAGUGAUGUGAAAAAAGGCCAUUUUUCACAUUCAGCCCCACCCACACACAUCUCUGAACUAAGGUGGCCUGGUUGAAGACGAAGUGUUGAGUCUAUUAAAACGCUCAGGGUUGCGCCAUGAAGCCUCACCACGGACUCUGCUUCUCUCACCCAACCUGCCAAGAGCCACAGAGCCACACGGCUGGCUUCCUGAAAACUCACCUGGGAAGUAAGCCACAGGCCUGAUCAGAUCCAGGACUGCUGGAAUCCACGUAAGGGCCAGGGAGGGUGGAAUUGGGUGGCGGGAGAGAACACCGACGCCCACCUUGCUCUGUUUGACACAUACGUGUAGUGGGGGGGGGACCAUGGCAUCCAUGUGCUGCUGUGAGUAAUAAAGGCGGUACUGGGACUUCCCUGGCCGUCCAGUGGUUAGGACUGCGCUUUCCAUUGCAGGGGGCACGGGUUCCAUCCCGGGUCAGGGAACUAAGAUCCCACAUGCCACCCGUUGUGGGUGGCCAAAAAAAUAUUUUUAAAUAAAAAAAUAAAGGCAGCACCGCCGGGAGCCUCCUCCUGCCUCAGCGAGCACUCCCUGACUCCCUGCAUGAGACCUGUAAUUGCAGUGGCUGCAGGCCCGGGGUCAGGUUCAGGCCAGCACAUGGUUCCGGGAAGGGGUACACCCCCAGUGAGGAGUGAGAUACCCUCGUGGUGCUGCCAGCCCUGCUGGGCCCAUAGGCAACGCUGACCAGUAAACCCUACUCCAGGUUCCCCACCGUGCAUCCCAGGGGUGGGAGUUAAAAUUGUCCCUAAUGUGACCAUCUGCCCUGCCCUGGCCUCGGACUUUGUGCAAGCGCCGAACUCAAACACCGGACAGCAGUGUGUUCUCGAGAGUGAGCUCAAUAGAAGGUUAGGGUUUUAUUCUGGCCUGUUUGGAAGAAAUAAGAAAAACAUUUAAAUUCCGUCUCAUCCAUUAACAGACACGUUUCUGACGGGUGAUCUGUCCAUUUCUUGACCCUUUUUCCAUCCUACGUACCAGGGGAUCGAAAUAGCGAUUGACUCAGUUACAGUCCCCACCCCCUACCCCCCCAUUCUCCCCGCUUUGUUCAGGCUUUUGGGGGCGGAAGAGACAUUCUGGAGCCUUUCAGAGUCUGUGUCAGAGUUAAAUAAAUUACAGUGCUGUGUUUCUAUUUCAGGGUUUAUCCGUUUGUAUUCCCAUUGAUUCAUGUCUGAUAGAAUCUGACACUAUGGAAUGAUUAUUUUUCUUGAAUCUUUGUUGUCUCUUGGCAGAACUCUCUUCUUCUACCAAAACUCAAAAGAAGAAAACUUGUUAUACAAAAAAGUGUAGCAGUUCAUCCCUGUGGGUUGUGAAACAGGGUGACUGGGAUACAUGUGAGCUGUAACUCCCAAGAUAAUUAAUGUUCCCGCCACAAGCCAGCCUCUAGAGCACUAUUUACAAUAGCCAGGACAUGGAAACAACCUAAAUGUCCAUCAACAGAUGAAGGAUAAAGAAAAUGGGGUGCCUAUACACAACGGAAUAUUACUCAGCCAUAAAAAUGAACGAAAUUGUGCAAUUUGCAGAGACGUGGAUGGACCUAGAGACUGUCAUACAGGGUGAAGUAAGAGAAAAAUAGCGUAUGUUAAUGCAUAUAUGCGGAAUCUAGAAAAAUGGUAAAGAUCUUAUUUGCAAAGCAGAAACAGAUGUAGAGAAGGGGAUGUGGGAUGAAUUGGGAGAUUGGGAUUGACAUAUAUACACUAUUGAUAACUACGUAUAAAAUAGAUAAUUAAUGAGAAUCUACUGUAUAACACAGGGAACUCUACUCGAUGCUCUGUGGUGACCUAAAUGGGAAGGAAAUCCAAAAAAGAGGAUAUAGAUAUAGAUAUAUGGCUGAUUCACUUUGCUGUACAGCAGAAACUGACACAGCAGUGUAAAGUAACUAUACUCCAAUUCAAAAAAAAAUUUUUUUUUAAAUGCAGAAUUGAGGGCCUGGCUCCUUUGGGCAGGCUCAGUACAUCAGGCCUCACCAGGGCGGAGAAUGGUCGCUCUGAGCCAGCCCAGCCCUCAGGUUGCAGCCCUUUCAUAUAGGCCCUCCAUGCCCCAUCUGGCCUUUCUUGGGCCUGGAUUUUGGAGGGUGUGCCCUGAGCAGAGGAUGUGAGCCUGUAGUUACUGGGAAAGGAUGCAGCUAUCCUUAUUCCACCCCCAACAUAGAGUUAAUAAGUGGAUAUUAUGCUUUUGUUCUGUGCCAGGUGGUGUCCUGAGCCCUCAGAGAAAGUCCCUGCAUGCAUGGGGUUUACCAUCUGAGCAGGUUGUCAGGGUCAUCUUGUGGUUAAGAGCCUGGGUUCAGACUGUCGGAAUUCAAAUCAAAAUUUCCCCUUUUUAUCUGGUGGCCUUGGGCUAAUGAUUUAACCUCUUUGCCUCACUCAUUUAUAAGAUAGGAAUGCCAUUUAUUGGUACCUAACUGAUAGGGUCAUUGUGAGUUUCAACAUGAUUAUGCAUAUAAGGUCUUAGUACAGUGCCUGGCACAGAAUACAUGCUCAUUAAGUACGUUUGCAAUUAUGGUGACUAUCACUAUUUUUACUGAAAAAUAUGAUUUGCGAAUUCACGAGUAAAACCCAGUCCUCUGACCCUUUUUAAUUCACUCAGAUGGAGCUGUCUUUUGCGGCCUUGGAAAUAGGGUCUCCCUAGACAUAACUCCUGCCUCACUCUCUGCUCAGUCAGAUCCCAGGAGGUAUUUCACACAAGGGACAAAGAAGGCUAGGGAAGGGAACAAACGUUUGGCAGUCAUGUGGCUGAGGGCUUGAACAUUUGCAUUUAGGCCAUGAAGUAAAUGUGAUCUCAUUUGAAGGGUUGUGGGUAGUAAGACCAAAAUAACUCAGACUUUUUAUACAGAGAUGUGGAUAUUGACAUAUUUAUUUACAUAGGUGUAUUGUAUAACAGGGUGUCCCUCUCUUUAAAAGAGAGGUUGCCAUUGAAAAAUCAUCAGCAAAGAAUAUAUUAAGAAAUUGGUAAUAAUGGCCACCUCUGGGGAUAGAAACUGGAAGACUGACGGGUACAGGCAUGAGGGACUUACUUUCCGCUCCUUUCUACUGUUGUACUUAGGUACUUAAGUACUUAGGUAUUGCCUUUUUUAUUAUUUUUUUUAAUCGAUAUCUGAUGGUAAAGGAAUCAAGUCAUCUCGGAGCAGACUUUGUUCUGGAAAGUGAUGAGUGUCCUGUCCUGAAAAUAGCUGAGUGAUCCCUUCCAGUUAUAUAAACAUAAAUCAAGUAGGCACCAGAUAUUCAGGGAGGAGGACAUCGUUAUCAGGAUAAGUUGACAGAAAAAAUCUAAGUUAACACAGCCUUGGGACUUCUCUGGCGGUCUGGUGGUUAAGACUCUGCAUUUCCACUGCAGGGGGUCGGGUUCCAUCCCUGGUCAGGGAACUGAAAUCCCACAUGCCGUGAGGCGUGGCCAAAAAAAAAAAAAAGUUAACACUGCCUUAAAUACUUAUGAUUUUCUUUUCCGACAUAAAAAGACCAGAGAGGGCGUUCCAGGAUUGAUAAAGCAGUUUCACAAAGCUGUGGGGGACCCAGGCCCCUCCCAACCUCCCCUUCCCCAGCCCUAGGAUACGGCCCAGCCCUCCUUCCUCAUGGUCCAAGGUGGCUGCUUGAGCACCAGGCGUUAGAGCCAGAAGAAAGGGGGAAAGAAGCGUAGCACUUCCCUUGAAGGAAAGUUCCCAGAAGUUAACUUGGCAUUUCUGUUUACAUCCCCUCAGGUGGAACUAGACAAACCGAGUUCCCAAGGAGGCUGGAAGAUGGUCUUUGGGUUCUGGGUGGCCAUGUAGGGGCUUCUGUUAGCAAAAAGCAUGGAGAGGAGCAGAAGUGGGCAACAAUUGUGUCUGCCUGUGGAGUAUCAGGACUUUUUGUUUUUGUUUUUGCUUGACAAAAGUUGGGAAAUUUCCCUAAACCCCUCAGAACUGGAAUGUUGCUGGGGGGUGCAACCAUGGAACCUCUUCCUUUUCAAAAGGGACUGAGACACCACCCCUACCCCCCCUGCGCCGGCCCUUCACUCUCCCCUUUCUUUUCCCUUUCUUGCAAAUUUUAUGCCUGAGUUUUUGUUGUUUAAUUAUCUGACAUUUAAGGGACUUCCCUGGUGGUCCAGCAGCUAAGACUCUGCACUCCCAAUGCAGGGGGCCUAGGUUCGAUUCUUGGUCAGGGAACUAGUCCCACAUGCUGCAACUAAGAGUUCACAUGCCGCAACUAAAGAUCCUGCACGUGGCAACAAAGAUCCUGUGUGCUGCAACUAAGAACCGGGGCAACCAAAUAAAUAAAUAUUAAAAAAAAAA
Messenger RNA from Orcinus orca (killer whale), 10753 nucleotides. RefSeq names its product RNA polymerase III subunit A (gene POLR3A). Gene Ontology annotation, biological process: DNA-templated transcription. Lineage: Eukaryota; Metazoa; Chordata; Mammalia; Artiodactyla; Delphinidae. Gene Ontology annotation, molecular function: DNA binding; DNA-directed RNA polymerase activity. The transcript has 32 exons. The coding region runs from base 250 to 4422 and encodes 1390 amino acids. The record is from RefSeq and is a predicted model, not a curated record.